Closterium sp. Naga37s-1 is the source of this 4010-nucleotide messenger RNA. Lineage: Eukaryota; Viridiplantae; Streptophyta; Zygnematophyceae; Desmidiales; Closteriaceae. The record is from the annotation of a GenBank genome assembly.
GAGGAGCCAUGCGCAGCGGCACGCCCCCAAUGGGGGGUGCCCCCAGAGCCCGGGAGGCGCUGUGGCAGCGGCUGACUGGAUGCCUGGAUGAGCUGGCGCGCGUGAUGGUGCUGACGUGGCACCUGCAGCGAGUGAUGGCGAAGAAGCGAGAUCCGAUUUCGCACCUUGUGUUCCUCGACCACGUGCUGCAGGUGUGGUAUACGGGGGUGUGCAUUGCAGUGCAGGUGCUGCUGCAAGCACAGAGAUCCCGUCUCGCACCUUGUGUUCCUGAACCACGUGCUGCAGGUGUGGUGAGGGGUGGGGAGGUAUACGGGGCAGUGUGGGAGGCGUUGCUCCGCGCCUUCUUAUCGCAGCUGCGAGCCACUCGCCCCACCGCCCAUCACCCCUGGUCUUACCCUCCUGUUCUUCUCUCUCUCCCCUCUCCCACCUCCCCCGGCCAGUCAGGGGACGCCCUACCCACGGAGCGAGUAUGGGAGGCGUUGCUCCGCGCCUUCUUAUCGCAGCUGCGAGCCACUCGCCCCACCGCCCAUCACCCCUGGUCUUACCCUCCUGUUCUUCUCUCUCUCCCCUCUCCCACCUCCCCCGGCCAGUCAGGGGACGCCCUACCCACGGAGCGAGUAUGGGAGGCGUUGCUCCGCGCCUUCUUAUCGCAGCUGCGAGUCACUCGCCCCACCGCCCAUCACCCCUGGUCUUACCCUCCUGUUCUUCUCUCUCUCCCCUCUCCCACCUCCCCCGGCCAGUCAGGGGACGCCCUACCCACGGAGCGAGUAUGGGAGGCGUUGCUCCGCGCCUUCUUAUCGCAGCUGCGAGCCACUCGCCCCACCGCCCAUCACCCCUGGUCUUACCCUCCUGUUCUUCUCUCUCUCCCCUCUCCCACCUCCCCCGGCCAGUCAGGGGACGCCCUACCCACGGAGCGAGUAUGGGAGGCGUUGCUCCGCGCCUUCUCCUCCCAGCUACGAGCCACGUUCACCGCCUCCUCCUUCGUCAAAGAGACCUUCGUCUCCGCCUAUCCCCGCCUCCUCGCCUCCCUAGAAUCCUUCCUCGACCGCCUACAGGCGGACACAGACGUGCGCGUGCUGGGGGGAGGGGGAGGGGGAGUCGGGGGAGGAGCGGGAGGAGGGGGGUUUGGGUUGGGAGCGGUUGGAGGUGGUUCUGUGGUGGCUGGUUCGUGGGCCAAUGGCGGCACGCCGGCGGUUAUUUCUGUGGAGCAUCGCGCGCAGAUGAUGUCUGCUCUUGAGCCGUUUCAGGCCGCGUAUCUGGCCCUCUCGCUCUCUAGAAUGACGGAUCCGAUUAACACGAUGAUGCCAGGAGCAGGGGGUGGGAGGGGGGGUGUGCCGGGGCCAGAGGCGGGGGUGAGGCUUAUAACGAGGAUGGAGGAGGAGGUGGAGGCGGUGAAGGGGAAUGGUCGGCUGCUGAGGCUCGUGCUGGCGAAUGCUGGCAAGGCUCUGCAGCUGCUGGCAGAGCGAUGUGAAUACCAGGUCGCUACCGGUCCCGAAUCUCGUCAAGUCCUGGCUCCCUGCUCGCCAGCGCAGCAGCGCAACAUCUCCCUGUGCGUGCUGCUGGGGGCGGUGCACUCCCGCUGUAUAUGCACCUGCUCAUUCCGCUGUCCCUCUCCUCCACUCCCCCUAUGCUUUGCUCUCCAGGUGGCCACCGGUCCCGAGUCCCGGCAAGUCCUGGCCCCCUGCUCGCCAGCGCAGCAGCGCAACAUCUCCCUGUGCGUGCUGCUGGGAGCGGUGCACACACGCUGCAUGCAGCUACUCGCCCGCCUGCCAGAGGAGGCGGACUCCGUGAUGGAGGCGGGUGUGGGGUCCGUGCACGGGGUGGCCAUGGAUGCUGUCGCUCCGCUCUUCAAGCUGCUGGCCCGCCUGCCAGAGGAGGCAGACUCUGUGAUGGAGGCGGGCGUGGGGUCCGUGCACGGGGUGGCCAUGGAUGCUGUCGCUCCCCUCUUCAAGGCAGGUGUGGGGUCCGUGCAUGGGGUGGCCAUGGAUGCUGUUGCUCCGCUCUUCAAGCUGGGCUUAUACCAUGCCAUGCGGGAUCGCAUCGAGGCCUGCCUCCUCCAGAUCCACCAGCAGGACUUCUCCUCAGACGACCCCAACGCCCCUCCCUCUUUUGCCCGCCCCUCCCUCGCCAAACGCCUGGCCUCCAUCACGCUGCUCUUCUUUGCGCGCCAUGCCUCGCUGGUGCGGCCAGUAUCAGAGGGGGGGUGCCUGGCCUCCCGCACGCUGCUCUUCUUUGUGCGCCACGCCUCGCUGGUGCGGCCACUCUCGGAGGCGGGGCGGCUGAGGCUGGCGAGGGACAUGGGCGAGCUGGAAUUCGCACCUGGCAUCCCGCACGCUGCUCUUCUUUGUGCGCCACGCCUCGCUGGUACGACCACUCUCGGAGGCGGGGCGGCUGAGGCUGGCGAGGGACACGGGCGAGCUGGAAUUCGCCGUGGGGCAGCACCUCACACCCAUUCACGCUUCUCUUUAUACGAUUUCCACUCUCUCCUCCCCCUCCCCCCAUCCCCUUCCCCCUCCCCCUCCCACCCUCUGCUUUCUCCCAUUCUCUUCUCUCCCAUCAGCCUGGCAUCCCGCACACUUCUAUUUUUCGUCCGCCAUGCCUCGCUGGUGCGACCGCUAUCAGAGGCGGGGCGGCUGAGGCUGGCGAGGGACAUGGGCGAGCUGGAGUUCGCAGUGGGGCAGCACCUCUUCCCCACGCACGCCCUCGGCGCCUCCUACCGCGCCCUCCGUGCCUUCCGCCCUCUUCUCUUCGUUGACCUCGAGAAGAUUCCAACCAGCUCGCUGAUGCAGGUCAGUCCCUCAGCUCAUAUCAACGAUAGUGAUAAGAGUGAUUGUAGCGAUCCGUGGUCUGUUAUGGACGAGCUGGAGUUCGCAGUGGGGCAGCACCUCUUCCCCACACACGCCCUCGGCGCCUCCUACCGUGCUCUCCGCGCCUUCCGCCCUCUCCUCUUCGUAGACCUCGAGAAGAUUCCAACCAGCUCGCUGCUGCAGCAUCUCUUCCCCACACACGCCCUCGGUGCCUCCUACCGUGCUCUCCGCGCCUUCCGCCCUCUGCUCUUCGUGGACCUGGAGAAGAUUCCAACCAGCUCGCUGCUGCAGGGGCCUCCUACCGUGCUCUCCGCGCCUUCCGCCCUCUCCUCUUCGUUGACCUCGAGAAGAUCCCCACCAGCUCGCUACUGCAGGGCCUCCUACCGCGCCCUCCACGCCUUCCGGCCGCUGCUGUUCGUGGACCUCGAUAAGAUUCCAACCAGCUCGCUGCUGCAGGUCAGUCCCUCAGCUCAUAUCAACGAUAGUGAUAAGAGUGAUUGUAGCGAUCCGUGGUCUGUUAUGGGCGAGCUGGAGUUUGCAGCGGGCCAGCACCUCUUCCCCACGCACGCCCUCGGCGCCUCCUACCGUGCUCUCCGCGCCUUCCGCCCUCUUCUCUUCGUGGACCUGGAUAAGAUCCCCGCCAGCUCGCUGCUGCAGGACCUCCCUCCAAGCGUGGUUCUCCACCACCUCUUCUCCCGCGCGCCCCCUGAGCUGCUCUCCCCAUUCACCUGCUCGUUGCCUCACUAUAAUUUUCCCCCUUCUCCCCCCGGACCCCCCUACUCACCCCCCCAGGACCUCCCUCCAAGUGUUGUCCUGCAUCACCUCUUCUCCCGCGCGCCCCCCGAGCUGCUCUCCCCGUUCACACGCAUUCAGCAGCCUCCAGCGCGCUACUCCCUCUGGCUGGACCAGCACUCGCAGCAGCAGGCGUGGCAGGGCAUCAAGGCGUCAUUAGAUGAUUACGUGGGGAGUGUGAAGGCGAGGGGUGGGAAGGAGUUUCACCCGGUGUAUGCUGUGAUGCUGCAGCUGGGACAGACGCUGUUGCACUCGCAGCAGCAGGCAUGGCAGGGCAUUAAGGCGUCAUCAGUAGACGAUUACGUGGGGAGUGUGAAGGCGAGGGGCGGGAAGGAGUUUCACCCGGUGUAUUUGGUGAUGCUGCAGCUGGGGCAGUCGCUGCUUCUUGGGCCAGGCAAUGAGGGCAAGUAG